AUGCCGCAAACUCGUGUAAAGUCCAGGGACACUCUGGGCAUUGACCUAGACGAUGGGCGUGUCUUGUUCCUCCCUGGAGGCACCAUCACCGGCACAAUCUUCCGACAGCAAACAAUAAUUUCAACGGAAGCAACCAUCAGUCUCGUACUUCGUGGACGAACUAAAUCAAUUUUUUUAGUGAGCACCGGCCAGACCACUGUCGUCUAUCGCGGCCGGUUCACGCUCAUCAAUGUUUCGCAAGAAAUAUUUUCUGGCCCUCUACAUAUCCCCAAGGACAGCCAUAAGCGGCGAGAAUGGAAAUUCACGGUAGAAAUACCACAGAAGAUUGAUCCCAGUCUCUUACCCAAAUAUAAAGCACAUGAGUCAUUCAUAGAUCCAGAAAUAGUCGACACGUUGACCCUUCCAGCUUCAUUCGUCAGCCUCCAUGGAGCGGACCAAGCCUUUAUUGAGUACUACCUAGAGGCCAAAAUCAGGUUUCAAAAAGAGCGGUCAUGGGUCGAGGAGACUGCAAAAAUGCCCAUCCGCAUGCUGGCCCAUUCUCAUCCACCAACCCAUCCCGCUUCGGCCUCCUUCCUGAGCAUCCCGAGAUCCGUAUCGUCGCAAAGGCUUCUACCCGGCAUGGAGAACGCUCAUCUGACUGCUGGACAAAGAUUUAAGAAGCUUCUGGGCGCGCCCUCAGUGCCAGAGCUGGCAUUUCACCUGGAGCUGGAAAUCCCAAACGAAAUCCAUGUGGAUCAACGCCCAGUCUCAAUCACGAUGCGAGCAGUGCCUUACUGGCCGUCGACACACGAAGCCCUUAAGAACCAGCCGCAGAAGGUUCGCCUGAUCAACUUCAAAGCUACAUUGGAGUCGCGCUGUGCCAUCCUCUGCGAAGGGUAUUCCUGGGCAAUCAGUAAAACCAGCUGGAAAGAGAAGGCGGUUUUGUCAACACCCAGUCAGAGUCUAGCCACCGCUAUCGAGAUUCCCUUCUCCUCUGAUGAGCCGGCGAUAAAUAUCGGCCAAGCACUUGACUUGUGGGUGGAGAGUGAGGGCAAAAAUAGUGCAGUGUUUCAAGACUUUACGACGUUCAACAUCACUCUGAAACACAAGCUGUACUGGGCCGCGAAAAUUGAGAUUGCGCAGGAGACUAUUUCUUUCAAUGGAGUUCAGAAUAUUGUAGUUCAACCACCGAUUGACGGCGCCUCCGCGCCUGAAUACAUUGAAUCAGAACCCCUACCCGAAUAUGAAACAGAUACUUCGAUAGACGCAGCUGACCAAAAGGGGAAACCACCCAGCUUUGAAGAGGCACAAGGAAUCGAAGUGAAGCACAAGAAUAGCAGCCAUGACAAAGGACAUUGA
Molecule: messenger RNA, 1338 nt
Organism: Clonostachys rhizophaga
Lineage: Eukaryota; Fungi; Ascomycota; Sordariomycetes; Hypocreales; Bionectriaceae
Source: the annotation of a GenBank genome assembly